AACCCAACCUUCCCUCGUCUCUGGUUCACCAUGACACACACCUCCUCACCUUGUCUCUUCUCCUUCCAAGAUCCACCACGCCACGGUCGCCAUGGGCCUGGACGGCGCGCCGGCCUGCUCCAUCCCCACUCAAAAUCUCGAGCGUCUGUGCGUGGGGAGACGGCGGCCAGAAAGACGCAUGGGGAAACCCUAGCCGUCGUCAUCUCGCUCGUCCAGAUCUGCUUGGGUUGGUGGAGGUAUGGCUAUGGCGCUGCGCACCAUGGCCGCGAAGCUGAAGCAGAAGAUCUCCGCCGCUGUCCAGUGGGUUCGCGUCUCUUCUCAUGCUCCGGCACAUGCUGAUACUAACCUCGACCCCUUUGGCCUAGAGUUUCGCCGGGCACUGGAGAAGAUUGUAGAGAAACACAGGAAGAGGCGGAGGAACGAGGCCUUGGCCUGUGGUGCUGGCUUCAGUCUUGGAGCACUCACCUUUUUGCUUGGGCUGCCGACCUCUUCCUGGGCUUCGCAACCAGCUUCCAGCAGGUCUACGCGCUGGCGCAGUGCGACGUUUACUGCAGCAACUACGUCACCCAGGCCGUGCAGCGCAUCGCGGUCGAGUGCGGCGGCGCCCCCUCCGGCCAGGUCUACAUCGACAAGUGCUACAUUACCUACAGCUACUAACCCCACUAUUUCAUGAAUGGUUCAUUACAAUAGUUCUUUCUGCAGUAAUUUCAGUGUUUCAUAGAUUAAGAUUACAUAUGUAUGUUCAUGAAUGAUGAGUAGUUUCAGUCAUUUCCCAACUUGAAAGAAACUGGAAUAGGCAGUAGUAGGACAAUGAGUCAUCCUGCACUAGUACAAGUACAUGAACAAGUAGUAUUAUACGAGUCAGUGUUGAUUUUGAAAUUUGAUGCUCUCUAAUGAUUGCUCACGUGCCCUCAGGAAUC
Molecule: messenger RNA, 920 nt
Organism: Triticum aestivum (bread wheat)
Lineage: Eukaryota; Viridiplantae; Streptophyta; Magnoliopsida; Poales; Poaceae
Exons: 4
Coding region: 239-673 (144 amino acids)
Source: RefSeq, a predicted model, not a curated record